AGAUUGAAUGUUUCGCAUACCCCAUACGGAAAUGUCAAAUGGUUGCGUCCCAACUGGAACUGACUUUUUUUUUUACGACGAUGUUUUGUUUACAAAUCACGUUUCUUCGCGUAUAGACCAACGAAACGAUUGUAUCACGUUUAACUUAAAUUCCGUUUUAAAUGGGUUUGGCAAAUCGUUUCUGCUAGAUAGUUUGAAUUAGACUAUGAAUCUCUUUCAAUAUAGGACACCCCUCACAUUAUUGGGCUUUACUCCUGGCACUUCCUUGCUCAAAAGUUUUAUUUAGGGGAAGGCUUGGGGAAAAGUUGGUCACCUGUUUGAAUAGUUUCAGUGUUACUGUUGUCAGAUGUUAAGGGUAUGGAUCAUAUUUAGCGUGCAUUUUGGGAUAGCUAGCGUGUAGCAUUCGCUGUUUCCCCCAUGACUCAAAUUUACUGGCUAACGCUGCACUGAGAGGCCCCAUUAAGAGGAAGAUGUCCACGGCUAACGUUAGCGAAGUUGUCCGAGUGAAGUUCCCGCUGCACUCUGCUGUGUGGGAGAAUGAUUACAGGAAACUGGAAGAGCAAAUAACGUUACUACCGAAUGACAUUGAGGCUGUGGAUCCCAGAGGUCGGACCCCUUUGCACCUGGCCGUGUCACUCGGGCACCUCGAAUCAGUGAGAGUUCUCCUGAGACAUGGUGCUGAGGUGACUAAAGAAAAUGCCAACAAUUGGACAGUGCUGCAUGAGGCAGUCAGCACUGGAGAUCCAGAGAUGGUUCAGUUAGUGCUUCAACGCAGAGACUACCUCAAAGCCUCCACUGCUCUGGGAGGAGUGCCUGAGCUGCUGUCAAAGAUCCGAGAGUCUCCAGACUUCUAUAUGGAAAUGAAGUGGGAAUUUACCAGUUGGAUCCCUCUUCUCUCCCGGGUUUGUCCAAGUGAUGUUUGUCGCAUUUGGAAAAGCGGUGCUAGCCUACGAGUGGAUGCCACUCUUCUUGGCUUUGAAAACAUGACCUGGAUCAGAGGGCGUAGAAGCUACAUCUUCAGAGGAGACGAUUCAUGUGCAGAGUUAAUAGAGGUGAGCCACGAUGAUCAAAUUGUGGACACUGAACGCUUUAACAUAGUCCAAGAAAUGGAGGAUGUCACGCUAGAGUCAAUGCAGCCAGCUGAACAAGAAGUGGCCAAAAGGCUGACUACUCCAGUUGUCAACACCUAUUUGGACACCAAGCAUAUUGAUUUUGAGAGGAUCAAGUCUGGGAUAUGGGGCUGGAGAACUGACAAAACUGAAGUGGUCAAUGGAUUUGAAGCAAAGGUUUUCAGUGUGAACCAUGUAAAUGUGGUAAUCAGGACAAGGACGGAGCAUCUUACGGACGAGGAGAAAACACGGAUAAAAAGUGAGAGGAACAUCCUGGAGUCUCUGCUGGGGACCGUAGAGCAGCACAUAAGUGCACAAGGGGACCUUACUCUUGAGUAUGCAACUGCCACCAAUCCCACUGCCAUCACUCCAGAGGAAUAUUUUGAUCCCAACUUUGAUCUUGGGAACAGAGACAUCGGCCGACCUAUUGAACUGAGCAUUCGAACGCAAAAAUUCAAAGGUACAUUGUGGAUGAGUGAGGAACAUCCCCUGUCCCUGGUCGAACAGGUGACCCCUAUUAUUGACCUCAUGGCCCGGACCAGUUCCCAUUUUGCACGACUACGAGACUUUGUAACCUUGAAGUUUCCUCCUGGAUUUCCUGUGAAAAUAGAGAUCCCCCUGUUUCAUGUGCUGAAUGCCAGGAUUACAUUUGGGAAUGUGAAUAAAUGCAGUACCGAAGAGCAAGUUAACACAACACCAGCACCAACACCAACAUCAUCAGGAGAUGAUGAAGAAGCUGCAGCACCACCUCCGUUUCAGGUGUGUCCUUCAGUGUUCAAGGUGCCGGGUAGUUACCACCACAGAGGAGGCAGCCGCCACACGCCCAUGUCCAACAACGACGAGGAGCUCUUGCAGUAUGCCAUCCAUCAGAGCCUCAUGGAGUCUCACGGAGUCCCAGACCAGGAGGGGAGCUGGGAUGACACCAAUGGUGAAUUCACUGAUUUAAUACCCAGCAGCCAGAGUGACAGGAGUGUCCCAGAGGGGGUGCUAGUGGAAUAUGGAGACACCUCCAGCCCUGCCAGCUCUGUCUCUGCCUCUAGCCCUGAGUCAGACCUCCACCUGGCCAUGGAGCUCUCCACACGAGCUCAGGAGGAAGAGGAGCGGAUGAGGAAGCAGGAGGAAGAGGAGCUGGAGAUGAUAUUGCAGCUAUCGCUCACUGAGAAGUAAAAGGAACAUAGGGAAUAAUAAUACAACUUUUCCAGAUCCAGAAGCAACCACACCACCUCAAAUUUAUCUUCCUCACCACUGUCAUCUAUGCAACUGCAGAUUUAUUCCUAGAACAAAUUGUUCUUGCACAGGCAAAAUCAAACUCCUAGUAUCUGAUAUUUUCCAAAAGGUAUUUCUGAUAAGAACAUACUCCUCUAUAUAUUUCUAUCUCAGCAUAGCGUGUCUUCUUCCUCAAGCCCGAUUCAUAGACUGACAUCAUUUUGCAUGGGUUCUAAUUUUUAUUUAUUUAUUUUUGUUUUCAAUUCCAAAUCUCUGCAGCAACCCAGAUCACGGUGUCAUCUGGUGUGGGGUCAAAUCAGUUUAAUAAAGGUUCUCUGAACAAAAAUUGUCCACUAUCCAAGGUGACUUCAUAUAGUGUUGACACUCAGAUGUGGCGCUUUAGGUCCAGGAAACUGCUCUUACAAUUUUCCACUUACCUGUUGCCUUGGAUUUUAGAAUUAAAACAGUUUAGCAAAAAACAAGGCUACUGUUGACCUGAACGGACAGAUCUAAGUGUUUUCACUGUGAAGUCACUUUGUUGAGGACUACAGUCUCACUGAAUAACAGAAAUCUCAGGUUUCCUGUUUUACAUGGGUUUUCUUUCACCUUGGAAUUCAUUUAUUAACCAGUUAUAAAAGUUGUAGCUCAGCAAAAUGGUGUCAUUCAUACAUAUCUCUUUAUGCCACUUCAAUUCAGACUGUUAGGCUCACUGAGUCAAAAGUUCAUAAGUAAAUGCAAGUUCUUUGUACUUUGUGAAUAUGCACUCUCCAGAGGAACAAAAAAGCAUGUUGCUGUGAGAGAAACUUCAAAUCAGCUGCAUGGUAAUGUAAUACCUUGGCAGCAACAAGGAUUUAAUAUUCCUGCUCUAACUUCAAGCAUUAUCACCACAGUUCAGACCUGCAGUAGCAGAGACCAGUCUGUCUGUGGAUGUACAGUCACUAUGCAGCUUAGAAGAAAUGACACAGCCAGUGUUGCAGAUGGCUUCGGUUUAUAAGAGCUGUCUGCCUUUUCUAGCCACCAACAACUCUGAACCUCUGAGCAGAAGGAAAGACAUCACAGGCUCACAGAUUGAGCAUGUCUGCCAUUUGUAGCAGUAGUUUCUGAAGAGUGUGCCAAUGGAUUGCUUUCCUCUGAUAACGCUCAGUGAUGGUGAGGGGUGGUGCCCCUCACAUGAAACUUUUUGAACACAAUUUUUUAGAAUUUUGUAACUUAAAACCAAGACAAAGGGGGUUCAUUUGUACCAGGGUGAUGCCAAGUAACAUUUAACCACUACUCAUCAACACCCAACCACUUUAUUAAAGGUCUCCCUGCAUUGCUGCGUCUUGACUUUCAGGGCUUUAGCUAAGCUACUUGUAAUGAUCACUUUGCCAAACUGCUGAACAGUCGCCAUAGAAAAAGGCUGGCUUUGGCUGAUUCAAUGCAGAUCUUUGUAAUGCACUGUUCAAGCUGAAAUGUUUUUAACAUGUUAAAAUUGAAAGGGAAAUGUCAUUUUGAAAAUGUUUCUGAAAUAAAAGCACUUUAUUUCCACGAGGA
Messenger RNA from Monopterus albus (swamp eel), 3848 nucleotides. It is a transcript of the gene ankrd13a, whose product is annotated as ankyrin repeat domain 13A. The record is from RefSeq and is a predicted model, not a curated record. The transcript has 15 exons. Lineage: Eukaryota; Metazoa; Chordata; Actinopteri; Synbranchiformes; Synbranchidae. Gene Ontology annotation, molecular function: protein binding. Gene Ontology annotation, cellular component: cytoplasm. The coding region runs from base 471 to 2276 and encodes 601 amino acids.